This is a messenger RNA of Mauremys reevesii (Reeves's turtle), 6101 nucleotides long. It is a transcript of the gene CILK1, whose product is annotated as ciliogenesis associated kinase 1. Gene Ontology annotation, molecular function: ATP binding; protein serine/threonine kinase activity. Gene Ontology annotation, cellular component: cytoplasm; cilium; nucleus. NCBI's taxonomy places the organism in Eukaryota, Metazoa, Chordata, Testudines, Geoemydidae. Bases 427 to 2532 code for a protein of 701 amino acids. The record is from RefSeq and is a predicted model, not a curated record. Gene Ontology annotation, biological process: intracellular signal transduction; intraciliary transport; protein phosphorylation. The transcript is spliced from 15 exons.
CCGGGCGCUGCUCACCAUGCUGCGGUCGGUCAGGCGGCGCUGUCCGGGGGUCCUUGCCCCCUGCUCGGUCCGUGUCUCCUCCCCGCAGGGUGACUUAGCAGAGUUCUCGGUCGGAGAAGCGCACGACGCAGCGGGAGUAACUGCGAGCCCUGCGUACGGCAGCCAUCUUCCCGGAGAGUGAGGGGCAGGAGGACCGGGAGCAGCCGAGACCCUGGCCCAGACAGACCCCACGAGCACUGAGAGAAAGGACAGAGCGUCGCCCUCCCGACGCACGGGCCGCUUAACUACGCGGCGUCGGCCAUGAGGACUGCAAGUCCCAGCAUGCAAUACACCAUUCUGCCUGGUUCCCCGCUUGGAUCAAUGUGGAGCGUUGCCUCCUGGGCAAUGUAGUCUCCAUGGGCCACUCCGCUCCAGGAGAAGCAUUGCAUGCUGGGAAUUAAAUUGUUUUUAACAGGCCAAUCAAAUGGAAAGGAAGCACAGGCUGCUAGGAAGUGUAGUCUCUCAUGGGCUACUCAACUAGAGAUGGGAGCAGUGGCUGCUGGGACCUGUAGUUCCUGCGGGUUGUACGUACCCCUGCAGAGUUGCGUAAUACCGAGUGACUACCAUACAAUGGGCUGGAUUCAUCAAAGCCAAAGGAUCCACAUCAUGAAUAGAUACACUACUAUCAAACAGCUUGGCGAUGGGACGUAUGGCUCCGUCCUCCUAGGGAGAAGCAUUGACUCUGGGGAGCUAAUUGCCAUUAAAAAGAUGAAGAGAAAGUUCUACUCUUGGGAGGAAUGUAUGAAUCUUCGAGAGGUUAAGUCUUUGAAGAAAUUAAACCAUGCCAAUAUAGUAAAACUGAAAGAAGUUAUCAGGGAAAAUGAUCAUCUUUAUUUUGUGUUUGAAUACAUGAAGGAAAAUCUUUACCAAUUGAUGAAAGAAAGAAACAAACUGUUUCCUGAAUCUACAAUUAGGAAUAUUAUGUAUCAGAUCCUGCAAGGGCUUGCAUUUAUCCAUAAACAUGGGUUCUUUCACAGAGACUUGAAACCUGAAAACCUCCUUUGCAUGGGACCAGAACUUGUGAAAAUAGCGGACUUUGGCUUAGCCCGAGAAAUCCGAUCUAGGCCUCCUUAUACAGACUAUGUAUCUACAAGAUGGUAUAGGGCUCCUGAAGUUCUUCUGAGGUCCACCAGUUAUAGCUCUCCCAUUGACAUCUGGGCUGUCGGCUGUAUAAUGGCAGAGGUUUACACAUUAAGGCCUCUCUUCCCUGGUGCCAGUGAAAUCGAUACUAUAUUCAAGAUUUGCCAAGUACUGGGGACACCGAAAAAGAACGACUGGCCUGAAGGCUACCAACUUGCAGGUACCAUGAAUUUUCGCUGGCCCCAGUGUGUACCUAACAACCUAAAGACCCUAAUUCCUAAUGCUGGCAGUGAGGCAGUUCAGCUCAUGCGAGACAUGCUACAAUGGGACCCCAAAAAGCGACCAACAGCUAGUCAGGCACUUCGAUAUCCCUACUUCCAGGUUGGGCACACACUGGGCACCUCUCUCUGCAUUCAGGAACUGGGCAAGCAGCCGAAAGAACUCCAUGAUAAAGCAGCACUGCACCAUGUUAAACCGGUCCCUCCUGCACAACCCCCUCCAAAACCUCAUGCCCAUCUCUCAUCUAGACCAUUCCAGCAAAGCCAGUCUUCCCAGUACCUCAUGUACCCGUAUAAAGCAGACUCCUUAGUGACUGACCACGGGACCCAGUUAAGAGAGGACAAGCCUACUCCAGUGGUUCUGCCAGCACUUUGUAGUCAAGUUCCUCAGCAGAAAGUACCGGUUGGGACAGAGAACACGAAUGGUGAACUUAAACCAAAGACUAGGCAAAGAUGGGGACACAUUACUAGAACAAUGAAAGGUUCUGAAGAGUGGGAUGACUUGGAAGACUUUGAUUUUAGCUCUUCCCUCACCAGAACUGAUCUGAAAAACAAGAGGCGACAGAGCGAUGAAGCUCUUUGUAGGUUUGAAAGCAUUUUGGAUUUGAAGCUUUCAGACAAUCUGGGUUCUGGCAACAGUGCCCCUUCCCAUGCGUCCUUUCCACGGCAGGACACACCAACCUUGCGAGUUUCUGCGGCCAAGCAGCAUUACUUGAAACAUUCUAGGUAUUUACCUGGGAUAAGCACAAGGAAUAGCAUAGUCUCCAGUUCAGGCAAGGAUUCUAUUACGUCUAAUCCAUGGCCCACUUCUAGUUUGCCUGGAAAAGCUUCAGGUGUGGGAGGAGGGGUCAAUGGAAUGAAUUCAGGGCACUCAGGAUCGAGCAGGUUGACGGGUGGUUAUAUCCCUUCAUUUCUGAAAAAGGAACUAGGCUCUGCUGGGCAGAGGGUUCAGUUAGCACCAAUUGCAGAUCCAUCUUCUAAUUAUGCUUCUCUGAAGUCUGUCAGACCUCAUAUUGGGCGGCCAUCAUUUAAUACACCUUCAAAAAGCACACCAGCAUUAAUGCCACGUCCACCGCCAAUUCAGCCAAUCCAUGGACGCACUGACUGGUCUUCAAAGUACGGAGCUCACCGGUGACUUGCAGAAAGCACUUUCUGUUGAAUCAGUGCACAUUUCUCAUGAAAUGGUGACCAAUGCUAGACCAUUUGCCAUGACUUUAUAAGCCUGUGAUUUAAAAAAAAACCCUAUCUUCUUUGAGCGAGACAUUUCAAGACUUUUUUAGUUUUAUUUGUAUUGAUUUGAAUGCAAUCUUAUACCUUUUUGUAUAAAAUUGUUUUGUUAUAUGAUCAGGUCCAAUUAUUUUCUUAAAACCAAUACAUUUUGUAUAUAUGGCUUGAAGUUUUUGGCAUUUUAUACGAUAAACUUUGUAAUGAACUUGAUAAAAAAUUAAUAUUUCCUUUGUCAGGUCCAAAUAUUUUAUAUAAGUAAAUAAAACGUAGCAGACUGAGGCAGUAUUGCAAAAGAGAUGCAAUUGUGAGAAAGAGGCAUUCACCAAAUAUUGUUUUGUGAUCGUUACGCUCUGAAUGGGACGUAUGAGGCAAGGCGGUCAAUCAAACUGAAUAAUUCAGCAGUGCCAUGCUGCACCAGCUGGAUGAAUUGUCAGUCUUUCACCUGCUUGGGGCGUCAAUGACAUAACAUGAAAAACUAAGGACCUGAACUUGCUCUCCUUGAGGUCAAUGGCAGGUGGAUUGGGCCCUAAAUCAAUCACAGGCUUAUUGAAGGGUGUUUUUUUAGCUUUGGCUGGUGUUUGUAAAUUUGUCUUCACACUGUUUGUGCUGCCUGUCAGUUUUUCAGUUCUGGGGUUGAUCCUGCAAUCCCAAGGCCAAAUCUCUGCUAACCACACUGUGAGUUUGGCCUGAAUGAGACCAGCAGAAUCAGGCUGCUAGUUUGACUACAUUCCGCCUGUUUGUAAUGCUAUCUCCGUUCAACAAGUAUUCUGUGGGUUUUCCUCAUCUGUCCUGAAGUGCCCCUUCAGACUUAACUGUUGUUGUCUUUCAGAGUGAAACUAAAACAUGCUGCAUAGGGGGCUGCUCCUAUUAGUCAAUUAUAACUUUCCUAAAGACUUCCAUGAAGCAAAGUCAGGCCCUGUUUAGGUAGGGCAAGUAGGAGCUGGAGAAAUAUUUGAGGCAAUAUUGAAUAUGACAAAGCUGGUUCACAGGCACAGUAACAUAGUAUUAAUGAUGCACCAGCAGCGAAGUUUAAGAAACUAUAUAUGCAGCUGAUUUAAUUUCUAUUACUUUGUUUUCCAGCCUGAUUCCCUUAAUAUAUCCAGAUUCAGUUUUUAUAAACAAGUAAAUGUCAAUCAACAGUUACAGUGCUGAUUUAGCUCACCUUCCCAUAUUGUUAAAUAUAGCUCGGUUUCCAUAAACGAGGUCUUGUUGGUUAUUUUGUCAGAGUAAGCAUUUAGGAUCAAAUUCUGGUCCCAGUGAUGUCCAUGGCGAAAUCUCAAUUGAUUUCAUUGAGACCAGGAGUUGACUUGUGGAGGAGGGGAAAAGUAACAUGGUAGAGAAGUUACAAGGGUUACUGACAGAGGAAAGCAGCCAAAUAGCACAGAUACAAAACUGAGUGGGGAUUGUUCUCUCCAUUCUAAAUGCUUAGCUUAUCAAAGUGCACGGGAAAAGGCCACCUCCACUUUCUAGCAAAAAUGUGCAAAAAGGAAAAAAAUCAUCUGUGUAUUUCACCACACAGAAAACCGUCCCUGAUCUCUCGGGGAUAAGGGCUUAGGAAUGGCCUCGCAUUCAUAUGGAGCCUGAUAAUCCACAGGAAGGCCUGGGCCCAACCCCAGCAUAUCCAUGCAGAGUGCCUCUUUCUUUGCACUCUUUCCAAGACCCUUUUCCCUUGUGCUAUCCUAGGAGCUACAUUGCUCUUGGGAUUCCCCAGUCUACCUGCACGCUGCCUCCUCUUCCAAAGGGCAGCAGCUGGAUUGGAAGGUAAUUCUGUGGACUAAUUUCUGCUGGACUUCCCUACAAAAACCAUUUCAUUUUGGGUGGAGCGUGUACCCUAGAGCAAUUUCUCUGCCAGUCCCCUUUUGAAAUCAGAGCAUCAAAUAUGAUUUACUCAUGUGGAGAGAGAGAGCAGCUGCUGACUCAGCUGUCGGAGAGAGCAUGAUGGAUAGUGGCCAGUGCCUUUGUUCUGUGCACUGUGACCACGUGGGCAGCAUAUGCUGCUCUCCACAUGAUGCAAUGAAGGAGCAAAAUGAUCUGCAUUAUUUAAAAAUUAAUAUGUAUGUAGGACCUUCACAGAACCGCAUCAUGGCUGUCUAACCUUCACCACCCAGGCUUUGUUACCAGUUAACUAACAAACACUCAUUUCAAACCUAUAGUACUUGCUAACAGAGCUGUGAUGUUGGUAUACACACAAGGAAGUAAAACGGAGCUAUUUUGAAUUAUGCAGCACUAGAUGCAUGUACUUGGGAGAAAAGGUGGGGUGGGGUGGGAGAAGUGUUUGCCAGGUGGAAAAGGACAAAACUGUGUAUUUACAUUUCUUUAAACCAUAUAGAAUAAGAACUGACCGUUUCUUCUCUGGAAAUCAAAAUCUGCAUUUAUAUUUAGAGAUUUUUAAUUUAUUUAUAAUGAAUGAACUGACACUAAGAAGGGAUGUUUGGACCUAUACAAAUACCUAGCUAGCUGUUUGUAAAUAGUCUAUUCUGCUGUGACCAUAUGCCCCUAAUUCUCACUAAUGGUUGUAGUUCCUAUCGUUGUCAGAAUAGAGAGCCCAAUCCUGCAACCCUUACUCAGGCAAGCAAGUAAUGUGCCUGAGUAAAAGGUUCAGAAUCAUGGCUAGUCCUGAAAAUGGAUCCACAAGAAGGGUCAUAAGGUUACUCGGUGCAGGAAUAAAGAUCUGCAUUCAAACCCCUUUGCAAAUAUGGGGCCUUUAUUUGUCAAACCUAAACAGCUCACAUUCAAAAAUGGUCUACUCUAGUUUUAAAUUAAACAGAUACAAUGUAUAGAUUCACUCAGUAACAAAUGUAUCGUGGGCACAAUCCUGCAGUCUUUACUCAAGCAAACUCACACUGAGCUCAGUGAGCGUUUUUUGCUUGAAUAAGGACUGCAAGUUGGGCUAUAUCUGUUUUUGCUUGUUUGUUUUUUAAUGUUUUCUCUGAUUUGUGCCAUUUAGAUGGAAAAAAGUAGAGGCUGUAUAUUACAUUGAAAACCUGACCAAAAGCAAUAUAUUUGUAAGAAAACAUAUCUCAUGCAAAAUAUUACCUAUCUCUUAGCAGGUUCUGCAGCAUUUUUAUGCUAAGUAUAUGAUUUUGAUUUUUAGAAUUAUUUUACAAUUUACAGUUUCUGUGUAAUAAUAUGACCUUAAUAUGAAGGAGUCAGACCUUGGGUUGGCAUAUUAAUCUGUAUUAUCUUGAUUUUCUUAAGUUAUAUACAGAGAAAUAAAAUGAAAUUCGUACUGAAACCCUCCCCACCCUGUUUACAGAUUCAUUAAAAACGCUUUAGUGGAAGUACAUGCCAUAAAAUGGGGAGAAAAAUAUUUAUUGAAAGAGAUAAAAACCCAGAAGAUUUUCUUCAUUUUUUUUUUCUGGGUGUGGGUGGUGGUGGUGUGUUUGUUGGAGGGUGGGUGUUUAAACUGUUUAAUUUCUUCUGUGUAAAGAGCCUCCUGCCCAGAAUAAAGUUACUCUUGAAGAGAUGUUGACUUAA